CCCUUGCACCAUAGCGCGGAGAGAGGUCAGCUUCAGAGCGUUGAGGUGAUGCUGGAUGCCAGGGCUGACGUCGGCCGAGUGUCCAACGAGAUCAUGACGCCUCUGCACCUUGCGGCGACCAACGGACACUCGUGGUGCUGCAAGGCGCUCAUCGUGUCGAGGGCGUACAUCGACGAGCGAGGAGGACAGCAGAAGAUGACCGCACUGCACAUGGCGACCGAGCGAGGGCACGUCCACACUGCCCGCCUGCUCAUCGCAGAGCGGGCUGACCUGAACAUCCCUGACGCACAGCGCCGCCUCCCCAUCGAGAUGUGUCGCAACGACGAGAUGAGGAGAGUA
Guillardia theta CCMP2712 is the source of this 339-nucleotide messenger RNA. RefSeq lists its product as hypothetical. The transcript has a single exon. Gene Ontology annotation, molecular function: protein binding; transcription cis-regulatory region binding. Lineage: Eukaryota; Cryptophyceae; Pyrenomonadales; Geminigeraceae. The record is from RefSeq and is a predicted model, not a curated record. Gene Ontology annotation, biological process: positive regulation of transcription by RNA polymerase II. Gene Ontology annotation, cellular component: nucleus. The annotation marks the transcript as partial.